Messenger RNA from Oncorhynchus nerka (sockeye salmon), 1138 nucleotides. It is a transcript of the gene nudt7, whose product is annotated as nudix (nucleoside diphosphate linked moiety X)-type motif 7. Gene Ontology annotation, biological process: coenzyme A catabolic process. The record is from RefSeq and is a predicted model, not a curated record. Lineage: Eukaryota; Metazoa; Chordata; Actinopteri; Salmoniformes; Salmonidae. Gene Ontology annotation, molecular function: coenzyme A diphosphatase activity. Bases 257 to 922 code for a protein of 221 amino acids. The transcript has 3 exons.
GCUUCCGCAAUCCGCAUGCAAACACUGUAGCCUAAUGUCAAGUGGAAGCAAUGUAGCAACAACGAUCGUUUUGCACAGCAGGUGCCUGCCCGAAGAAAAUAUAUAAUAUUGGGAUAGUAGUGAUCAUAGUAUUCUGAAGCUUUUCUCCUGUAUAGCAUUAACAAACUCAAGCUAUAUUUAAUAACAAAAACAAGGUAGGCUACUGGUAUGUUUCACUGUGAGGUCUUUGCCUCUGGCUACAUUGUUGACCUUCAGGAUGGACCUAAAAGAAAAGACAGCUGCCAUAUUGAAGCAAUAUGAAGUCGGGAGCAGAUUCUCGUACUUGCCGGUCUUGCCCAAAGCCUCGGUGUUGAUACCGCUGUUUGUGAGGGACGGAGAGGUCCACAUGUUGAUGACUCUACGCUCCCAAGAGCUGAGGACCAACGCAGGCGAGGUGUGUUUCCCAGGUGGGAAGAGGGACCCGAGGGACAGGGAUGACGUAGACACGGCUCUGAGAGAGGCAGAGGAGGAGAUAGGCCUUCCUCCUGACCAGGUGGAUGUGGUCUGCACACUCUUCCCCAUUAUGAACAAGAGUGGUCUGUUGGUGACUCCAGUGGUGGGGUUCAUUGAGGCCUCAUUCUCUCCUCGCCCAAACCCAGCCGAGGUCAGCGCUGUGUUCACUGUCCCUCUGGAGUUCUUCACUAGAGAGAUAGACCACUCAUCCUACAGCGCGACUGGAAUUGCUGGCUUGCUCCACAGUUUCCAGUUUCCGGACCCUGAAUCAGGCAGCCACUAUCAGAUAUGGGGCCUGACUGCCAUUUUGGCUAUACUGGUCUCUGUCCUAGCCCUCAGAAAAAAGCCUGAGUUUGAGACCGGUUUUGAUUCUGAUGACCCGGUAUCUUUCUUCCAACACAAUCUGAACAAGAGGAUCAGUAAACUAUGACAUAUAUCAAUGUUUAAAUUUUAAUUUUUUGAACCAGAUAAUUAUAUAAUGCAAUGUAAUGAUGGAGAGAACAUAUUUUUCCCUAAAAUGUUGUAAAUGUGGAAUCAUGUGCAAUACCUACAUUCUUUACAAAAAUGUAUUUUUAUUUUUACUUUGAAUGUAAUUUGUGAAUAUGGUAUAUUGAUGACAAUAAAAAAGUAUGCUAUUACAGUUAAA